AUGGCGUCCGUUUACAAGAGCUUGUCGAAGAAGACAGACCAGAAGGCCGCAGCGCCUGGUGACGUGGUCGCUAAGAAGGUCAACAAGCAGCGCGUCUUGCUGCUUACGAGCAGAGGUGUGUCGUACAGACACCGUCACCUUGUCAACGACUUGGCUGUCCUGUUGCCCCAUGCGAAGAAGGAUGUCAAGUAUGACCGGAAGGGAAACCUGAACGGGCUGAACGAGCUUGCUGAGCUCUACUCAUGUAACAACAUCUGCUACUUCGAAGCGAGGAAGAACAAAGAUCUGUACCUCUACAUGUCUUCCAGUGGCAAUGGGCCUACCAUCAGGUUUCAUGUCCAAAAUAUUCAUACUCUUGACGAAUUGAACAUGCCCGGCAAUUGUUUGAGAGGAAGCAGACCGAUCUUGUCAUUUGACAACGCGUUUGAGACAGAGCCUCACUUGCAACUUAUGAAGCAAGCCUUCCUGAAGCAGUGGGGCGUGCCCCCGCUGGCAAAGAAAUCCAAGCCGUUCAUUGAUCACGUCAUGAGCUUCUCUCUGUUGGAUGGGAAGGUCUGGGUUCGUAACUACGAGAUCAAGGAAGAGGAAGGCAGCGAGGAAGAUGGUGAGGAGAAGACCGUCAGCAAGGGCGGCAAGACCAUCUCCACGAAGCUUGUCGAGAUUGGCCCCAGAUUCACCUUGACACCAAUUGUCAUCCUCGAAGGUUCGUUUGGCGGACCGGUCAUCUACGAGAACAAGGAGUACGUGUCGCCGAACCUCGUGCGAUCCGACAUCAGGAAGAAGAAGGCAGUGCGCCACAACGCGAGGGCCGAGAAGGUUGUUGAGCGGCUGUCGAAGAAGGGAGACCUUGGACUCAGGAGCAAGGAUGGACGUUCGGUGGCGAAGGAUGAGCUGGACACUAAGGCUCUGUUCGCAUAA
Colletotrichum karsti is the source of this 918-nucleotide messenger RNA. RefSeq lists its product as uncharacterized. The record is from RefSeq and is a predicted model, not a curated record. The transcript has 8 exons. Gene Ontology annotation, molecular function: rRNA binding. Gene Ontology annotation, cellular component: nucleolus. The coding region runs from base 1 to 918 and encodes 305 amino acids. Lineage: Eukaryota; Fungi; Ascomycota; Sordariomycetes; Glomerellales; Glomerellaceae. Gene Ontology annotation, biological process: ribosomal large subunit assembly; rRNA processing.